AUGGCUAAGUUGAUUUCUGUGGAAGAAGAAUUGGUCCAGGCUCUGAAAGAAUACAUUGUUUUGGCUGAAGCCAAACUGUCUAUGAUGAAAAGCUGGGCUGAAAAAAGAGAUGCACUGAACCUUGUAAUCCCUGAAGACAAGGAAGAUUUGGAAAAAAUAAUGGAUGUGUACAAGGAACUGAAGCAUCUAAAUAGAGAUUGGUCAUUAGUGGAGAGCUCCGUCCUUCAGGACCCAUCCGCUGACUCCUCUCAUAAACAAGCCCAGUUGAAUCUGCCAUACUUUCUGAAGUUCUUGGAGGAAAAAAGGGCAGGAAACCUUGGGAAUAAAGAAUCAGAGACCAAGCAGGAGACACUGAACAGUUCUCCUCAGGAUACUCUUGAUUAUAAGCAAACCCUCGAGAGCUAUGAAAGCCUCUGCCACGGAGAGGGUAUCAAACUCACACCACAGAGGCAGAAGAGGCUUUUCUGUAGGUUACAUUAUGGCAACAGGACGCUCCAGCUGGUCAUCGCCCCCUUCAAAGAGGAGGAUGAAUGGGACAGCACACACAUUGUCAGGUUCUACGAUGUCAUGUCUGACGAGGAAAUCAGGAAGAUCAAGGAGACUGCAAAACCCAAAAUGAAAUGUUCCAGAGUCUUUAGCCUCACUUCACGUUCUCCCCAGUCAUCCAAACAAAGAAUCAGCCAAAGUGUAUUUCUAACAGAAGAAGAAGACCCUGUGAUUGGCCAAGUGAAUCGCAGGAUUCAGCUCAUCACUGGGCUGUCAGAUGAAACAGCCGAAUUUCUCCAGGUUGCUGAUUAUGGCAUUGGAGGACACUAUGAACCUCAUGUGGAUUCUUUUUUGGACUUUGACAGUAACCCUUUGGAAUUUAUUGUGACGGGGAAUCGCGUAGCCACAUUCACGAACUAUAUGAAUGAUGUAGAAGCUGGUGGUGCCACUGUUUUCCCAUAUCUGGGGACUAUGAUUUCACCCAAGAAGGGAACAGCCAUAUUCUGGUAUAACCUUCUGCUGAGUGGGAAAGGCAACCACCUAACAAAACAUACUGCCUGUCCUGUGCUUGUGGGCUGCACGUGGGUUUCCAAUAGGUGGUUCCGUGAGUGAGGACAGGAGUUCUUGCGGCCCUGUGGACCAACAGAAGUUGAAUUAUAUCCUUUUCUGCCUUUUCACUUCCAAACUCUAAGCCCGCAUCUUUAA
Budorcas taxicolor (takin) is the source of this 1191-nucleotide messenger RNA. Its product is annotated as prolyl 4-hydroxylase subunit alpha-2-like. Gene Ontology annotation, molecular function: procollagen-proline 4-dioxygenase activity; L-ascorbic acid binding; iron ion binding. The record is from RefSeq and is a predicted model, not a curated record. NCBI's taxonomy places the organism in Eukaryota, Metazoa, Chordata, Mammalia, Artiodactyla, Bovidae. Gene Ontology annotation, biological process: peptidyl-proline hydroxylation to 4-hydroxy-L-proline. Gene Ontology annotation, cellular component: endoplasmic reticulum. The transcript has 11 exons.